Messenger RNA from Panicum virgatum (switchgrass), 996 nucleotides. RefSeq names its product Bowman-Birk type bran trypsin inhibitor-like. Gene Ontology annotation, molecular function: serine-type endopeptidase inhibitor activity. Gene Ontology annotation, cellular component: extracellular region. Lineage: Eukaryota; Viridiplantae; Streptophyta; Magnoliopsida; Poales; Poaceae. The transcript has a single exon. The record is from RefSeq and is a predicted model, not a curated record. Bases 16 to 594 code for a protein of 192 amino acids.
ACCGCGCGCCGGGCGAUGGAAUCAGCGCAGCAAGCCACAGCUCUACUUCAUCAGCGAGUUGCAGCAGAGAUCGAGAUGGAGAUCCGCGGCAUGGGCACCACCGCCGUCCUCGCUCUCCUCGUCGCCGGCCUCGCCGCCGCCGCCGCCGCGAGGCCCUCCCACGCCGGCGCCAUCAUCCGUCUCCCCACCAGCGGCGGCGGCCGGCCGUGGGAGUGCUGCGACUUCGUCGUGCGGGACCCGGACUUCCGGCCGCCGCGGUGGCAGUGCAACGACGUGGCGGCCGAGUGCCCCGCCGCCUGCAGCCGGUGCGAGGAGGCGCCGGGCGACGGCGGCGGCUACGUGUGCCGCGACUGGGUCGUGAGCCUGCUCGAGCCGCCCGUGUGCACGCCGAGGCCGUGGGACUGCUGCGACGCCGCCGUCUGCACCAGGGAGUACGUCCCCUUCUGCCGCUGCGCCGACGAGGUGGAGGCGUGCCCCAGCAACUGCAGCGUGUGCGAGCUGGCGGAGGCGGACCCGCCCCGCUACCGCUGCCUCGACCAGUUCCACGGCUACCCUGGGCCCAAGUGCACGCCGUUGCCGUGGAUGGGCAACUAGCCCAGCACGUACACGCCCGAUCAGCUAUAUCUACGGACACGUACGUACGCCCACAAAUAAAUAAAAUUAGCUACUGUAGCAAGUGAUUGUUCAUCCGACGUGGACAAUUAGCUACCCUGCUCGCUAGCUCCUACUGUAUUUCGUGCAACUCAAUAAGAGACGUGGCCAAGUAGACCUCGGUCCCAAGUGCAGAUCAGAGUGGAGAUAGAUAUGAUCAACCGACUACAGUACUACACUACUACUGCACGUUGAUCCAUUGUGCAAGUACGUACUCCCUCGUACUAAUGCGUCCAUGCGACACCGUGUUGUGGGCCGCGAACGAUGUGGGCUGUCUACUCGUGCAUUUUAGAUGUACUUCAGAUGUGUGUUGGGCUGAACCGAUUUUUCUCAGCCUUGUUAGUU